AGCAAAUUGAACGCGACGGCCAUUUUCCUCACGAAGACACAACUCGACACUUGUCACUUGACAGGAUUGACAGCACACAUUGACACCACGAGAAACAGGGUUGUCAGGCGUGGCGAUUUUUCGAUAGACUAUAGUAUGGUGGUAGCGAGAUUCCAGCAAAUUGGCGAUAAACAUUUUUGACGCCAGUUAAGUCGUAAUUGAUUUUUGACGAUAUGUGUAUGGAUUAAUGGAGCAUGAAAGAAGGACCAGCGGAAGUUCUGUGUCUCUGCGAUUAUUACCGAUUUAUACGAUGAGAAAGAAAGAGAGAGACAGAGAGAGUCGCCCAAAAGAUUACUACGGAAAGAUCGCGGCACAGCUGGAGGGAGGGGAUGACAGUGACAGAAAUGACGCAUGAUCAAAGAAAACGUCGAAACGAAAAGAAAAGAAAUAUGGCGUCUUGUCGUCAGGAUCGCUCUUGCUGAAAAUUAAACAAAUUCAUGAAAAUUUCAUGUAUUACGAUGCAUCAAUCAUUUUAAACCAAUAAAAAGCAAACUACAAUAUCUAAAUUAUAUAGUAUUGUAAAUAUUUACAAAGACAUUUAGUCGUAAAGCUCAAAAAUUAGGAGAAAAGUAGGCUGCAAAAAUGGCCACAGGAUCUUCCCAAACGUGAAGUGCUACAAACUUCGUGGUGUCUUGGUGGAAAGUGUAGAUUAUAAUCCGUGAUCGUCGGGGCCGCCUCAGCCUUCAGACAAUCUAGCACUGACUACUAUGUGCUGGGUUCUUGAAAUUUCGUAAAAUGGAAAAGAGUCGACAUGGCAAACAUAAGGAAAAAACUAAGAAAUCUAAAAAACGUAGACGUAGAGACGAAAACGGUUCCCCAAGUAAUACUAUUGGUCCUGUUAAGCCUUUGGUAGAAUACUCUGAUGUAAGUUCAGAAGACCUCUCAGGUCCAGAGGCUGGUGAAAUACAGAGUGGUGAAGAUGCCACACCAAAUCCAAAUGCUUACAGUGGUGAAGAUGGUGAACUAGAAGCUGAAGACAUGCAUAGACUGAGAUAUUCCCGCAUUGAGGAAGAAAUGUAUAUAAGAGAAAGAGAGCGUGCCCUGCUGCUGCACUCACCAGGACGCCGACAUCGUCUGGACCCCACGAUGCUCCCCCGAUCCCCAACGCCCCCCAUUCUCAUACGAGAACGACAACUGUCUAUUUCUUCGCCAUCGUCACAUUCGAGUGGCACCAAACGAGGGGCAGUUAGGGGAGCGGAAUACGUACCUGUGCCCGAUGACCCUUCGGUGUCUGCAGAACCGGACAAGAAAAAGCGAAAACGAAAGGAGAAGAAACACAAAAAGGACAAAAAGGCGAAGAAAAAAAAGAAAAGGAAACAACGGAGCAGGAGUUCCAGUGUGGAAAGCGUAGAGAGCGGCGGUACUGUGUCCGACGAUUCCGUAUCUGUGAAAACUCCGCCUUUGCAACCAGUGUCAAAGGAUACUUCUCCAGUUUAUGAAGUGCACCAUCAUCGACGUCACAGUCAUCACAAAUCAGAACCCACCAUCACAGUAACGGUUCCAAGAAGUGGACCAGGGACCGUAACAAUCGAUCCUGGUGCAUGUUCUCCAGUAUCAAAUGAUAGCAAUAUCGCAUCUCCUGAAGAUCGAUAUAUCAGGAGUCCUACACCACAGCACUAUUCUAGGAACAACAUAUCCCCUGUAUACCGUAUUCCACAGGAAACAGUUAUUGUGGACACACCGCCGCCGAAAGUCUAUCGCGACUACCAUUAUCCAUCUGCCAGGGAAUCUCCACAUACACCGCCCCUGCACCAUGGUACUAUAAAGUACGACCGGUACGGGCUGUUAGAAGAAAUUAGGGUUGUACGAGGCUCGCCCAUCGUUGUUGAUGACAGGCGGAGCGUUUCUCCAGUCGUUGUGAGGACAGUAUCAUUGACGUCUGACACACCAAUAACCGCCAGUCACAGUCAUCAUUCUCACCAUCACUCCGUUUCGCACCACCAUUCGUCGUCAAAGCAUCGCACUCCCUCCCCAUCCUCCGGUAGGCGGCGGAAAGACAAGGAGUCAUCGCACAGGAAACACAGGAGAGACAAGAGUGGACGGACGUCUAGUGGAGUGACAGCUAGGGAUAAGAGUGGGAGCGCUAGGCGCAGUAGGAGCCCAGUGUCCAAAAGCAAUAGGCGAAGCCGAUCUAGUAGCUAUGGAAGGCGUCAUUAUAGCCCAUCACCAAUCAGAGGUAGCAGUAAGAAGAGGAGGGAUAGUAGGAGUCCUAGGAGGGAAAAAAGCAGGCACAAGCAUCGAAGUCCUUCACCUCAUUCGAUCAGAUCGUCGCAACUGAAGAAUAAAAUUACUGACACAAGUUUGUUCGCGGAGUUGGUCAAAGACCGGCAUAAGCGAGAGCAAGAGCUCAAGAGAUUAGCUGAGCAGAUGGAGAAGGCUGGACCUAGUCUAGAGGAGAAAGAUAAAAGUGAAGAUCAAACUGACAACGGUCGACCGAGCGAAAACAACGUGCCUGUUCCGAUGGACAUCGACGACAUCCCAAUUCCAGAAACAGAACCGAGCAAACUAAACGACAUUGCGUUGCCAAGCAACGGCGAGGCUGACAGCGCCAGUCGAACGCCGCCUCUUUCUCCUGUACGAAACGAGAUAUCUAAGAAUGGUGAUCCUCCGCCUGUCAGUCAACAACAGGAAUCUGUCAAGAUCUCACAAACGUCGUCGGAACCGACUACACCGAAACCAGUACCAGCGCCAGUGGAAAAACCGAAACAGAAGAGUGUAACCAAGCUACCCCUUCCUCCAGGUAUUGAUACUACGCAGCUGGAGAAUAUCGAGAGCCCGCCUAGUCGAUCUCCGACGCCUCCGCCUCCCGUACCAUUGGCACCUGUUUCCAGGGCCAAAACGCCACCUAGGAAGAGUGUCAAGGAUCUACCAAUGCCGCCUGUGGUUCCUGGCACUGAAGAAUUGAGUGGUGACGAUGACAUUCCUAGUACACCACCAAGGAACAAUGUUAACCUGAAGCUUGACAAGUUGCCAAAAUCUGCACCAAAACCUAAACUGAAACGGCCAACUAUCCUCAAGAGAAAAGGUUCGCGGAUGGUGCACACAAGUGGUAGGGACUGGGGAGAGAGAUGUGUGGAUAUGUUUGAGGUUAUUGCUCAGAUUGGGGAAGGUACUUAUGGACAAGUGUACAAAGCCAAAGACGUGCAAGCCAAUGUACUGGUAGCACUUAAAAAAGUGAGGUUGGAGAAUGAGAAAGAGGGUUUCCCCAUAACGGCUGUGAGAGAAAUUAAGAUUUUAAGGCAAUUGAAUCAUAAAAAUAUUGUUAAUCUAAGAGAGAUUGUUACUGACAAGCAGGAUGCUGUUGACUUUCGAAAGGAGAAAGGUUCUUUCUAUUUGGUAUUCGAAUAUAUGGACCAUGAUUUGAUGGGUCUUCUAGAGUCUGGUAUGGUGGACUUCAAUGAACUAAAUAAUGCUUGCAUUAUGAAACAGUUGUUGGAUGGUUUGAAUUACUGUCACAAGAAGAACUUCCUCCAUAGAGAUAUCAAAUGCAGUAAUAUUUUAAUGAACAAUAAGGGCGAGGUUAAACUGGCAGAUUUUGGUCUUGCCAGACUUUACAAUGCUGAAGAUAGACAGAGGCCUUAUACGAACAAAGUGAUAACUCUAUGGUAUAGGCCACCAGAACUUCUUUUGGGGGAGGAAAGGUAUGGGCCUGCCAUAGACAUCUGGAGUUGCGGGUGUAUCCUAGGAGAAUUGUUCCUGAAGAAACCACUAUUUCAAGCCAAUACGGAAAUGAUGCAACUGGACAAGAUAUCGAGGGUGUGCGGCACGCCCACUCCAGCCGUUUGGCCAUCUGUGAUCAAACUGCCGCUCUUCCAUACGCUCAAACCGAACAAGCUUCAUAGACGGCGAUUACGCGAAGACUUCGUAUUCAUGCCUUCCUCAGCUCUGGAGCUGCUUGACAGGAUGUUGGAGUUGGAUCCCGACAAGAGGAUCACUGCAGAGGAUGCUCUUAAGUCGCCAUGGCUGAAAAACAUCGAUCCAGAGCAAAUAUCAGCGCCUGAACUUCCUACGUGGCAAGACUGCCACGAGCUGUGGAGCAAAAAGCGGAAACGUCAGUUCCGUGAGCAGGCCGAGGCAAUGCAAAACCUGCCCCCAGGCAAACCAUUGCCAGGGGCGCCACCACUUGGUGCCGUCCCUGUGGGGAACAGGUUGGACAAGCCGGUUGCAGCAGGUGGUGCGUUGAAGCCUGAAGAAACCCUGCUCGACGGAGGCGGGUGAGUAGUUGCUCAAAGGAAGGACUUUUGUUGUUGUAAAGGUUGUCUCGUGUAUUUGUUGUGGUAGAGGAACACACACGGAUAGAGAUUUUAAUGAGGCGCAGCUCUGAAACGGACACUAGAAUGUUACAAAAAAUAUAUUGUAAAAAUGCUGCUGUGCCUGAAUAGCACUACUUAAAAUGAGUGUCAGUCAAUUUGACAUCUCGCGCGUGGUAAUAGCUCAUAAUGGCGAACUGUCUACUUUCUUUAAAAGGAUGGUCGAGGAGAAUUGAGGGAAAUGAAGAUGGUCAAAGAUAGGCAAGAAUCAUCAGAGAAAAAAUCACGUUAGUAAAAGUAAUAGAGAUUCUCUCAGGACAUAUAGUGAAACCUGGUUAAGUGGUCCCUGAAUGUGGAAACUUCUACUACUCAGAUUUACAAUGAGGUCCAGACACUUUUGCAUUCAAUUACCUUUGUACUGAUAAUUUUAAACUCUUAAUUGAGAUCUGAUUUCUUUUAUUUCUUCGAUGUUUACCUUUGCAAUUAGGAAUUUGUAACCCAAUAGAACUGAUACAUUUCGUCUGUAGUAGACAUGUGCCACAUUGGUUUACAAGAAUUCAAAUUUCAUACAGUACAUUUCGGUCUCUUUUAGCGGGACCAUCUAUUAUACAACUGCCAUUUCAAACCGGCCUAUUUAGGAAACUGAAUAAAUGAAAAGCGUAAGCAUCCGAUGUGGAAAUGUAAAUUCAUCUGCAUAAAGGUAAAUAAUAAAAAAUCCAAGGUCCUUUGACAUUCCAGUUAUACAGGUUUCUCUGUAUUUUGUUUCUGUUAUCCUACUUUAGCAGGAAAAAUCCGGGUUUCACAUGCGUGUAUACCAUGUUGUACUCUAAUGGAAAAGAAGCAGGAAAUGCAAGAGGAACAUUUUUUGACAUUGUUAAACAUUUAUCAAAUAGCGGCUUAUCUACAAUUUGGCCCAACUAUCAAAACUACGUUUUUUAUGAAAUUUGUCAUACCAGCGGAAACGUAUUAAAAACUAAAAUUAUAUUUCUGAUAACAUACGAUAUUUUUUUUUAAAUUAGCCUAAAAUACUACAUUUCUUAGUAUUAAAGAAAAAAUAUCUCACAAAUAAAAAAAAAACUGCAGAUUAAUAAAAAUCAACAAAACCUAAUAGCAGCAAAUCACCACUGCGUUACAUCGCCUUUUCGGUUGAUUACUGCUUCGAUACGUCUUGACUUGGUGUCAAAGUCAACUAAUGUUUGGCAGUUUUGGGUGUAAAACUGUUCCAAAUUUGUUGAAGAUGGGUUCGCAAUUCCGGAACGGUUCUUGAGGGAUUUGAUCGGAGCUUUUUCUUCAUGAUAUGACACAAGUAUUCAAUCGGCGAUAGAUCUGGACUACUCGACGUCCAUUUUAAAACUGAAAUAUUGUUUUCUAACAUCCAGUCUUUUACUUUUUUAGCCGUUGGCUGAUUCCAUAAUAUUUUCAAUUCGUUAGAAUUAGCCGAUUUCCCUUGAUAAUUCGUUUUGAGGCUCUUAAGUUGGUAUUGGAAUAACGCGGGCGACUUCCAGUUCUAGGUUUUUGAGCCACAGAUCCCGUUCUUUUAUACAAUUUAAUAAUACUUUGAACUAUAUAUCUCGAAAUGUUAACACUGUCAGCGAUUUGGUAAGCAUUUUGGCCUUUUUAAUGCAAGUAAAUGAUCACUUUUCUCAUUUCGUCAGAAACAGCCAUUUUUAAUUGUUAACACCAAUGCAUUGAAUGUUGAUUUAACCUUUUCAGACCCAAAGCAAUUCUACUUCUAAACAAUUGUUGAUUUUUUAGUCAGGUGAUUGUUUGGACAUACGAAAGCCCAGAGUCAAUGUAUUUUUCAAAAAUUUUAUUCCCAUUUUGAAAAAAAUCAGGUAUCACAAAGGAUACUUUGGGGUUCUAGGCAAGAAAAAAAAUGUCCAAGCAAAUGAAAAGGUAUUUGUGAAAAGUUGAAAAACAGUUUCUUUCGACGCUACAACAUAAAUACACCACAAGAUUUACAUUUUGCAAAAGUUAGUUUAUCCCACGUAGGCAAACGGCAUUUGGAUCGUGAUUUCUGUUUGCCUUUCAUAAAUUCUACCAAAUGUGUAUUUCCCUGAAGCCUGCAUCUCUUGUCGGGAAUGGGUUGGACGCUUCGUCGUUUGUUCCCUGGUUGAACUUCUUCUUCAGAUUCUAUAUCUUCCUGGUCUUGAUUUUCUAAUACUCGUGUUUUGGCAACAGAUAGUUUGAAAUCAAAAUAAUCCAUAAUAUCCUUUCUACGUAAGCCGGCAGCUUUGGCAUUUUCACGGUAUUCCAGCCAGCCUGCUGCUACUGAGAAAUCGAUAAAAUGAAAAAUAGUUCGCACAGUCCAUUUGUUUGUCCGAUUUCUCAUUGCAUAUUUUCCAAUUACGCGAUCUAGAAGGUCUACUCCACCCAUAUAAGCAUUGUAGUUUUUAACAACUGCUGGCUGUUUGUCAUCAACACGCUUUUUCUCAACCUUAGACCACCUACUACAAGUUCCUUCUGGGUCCACGCCAAUGCAGGAUGAAGCAAAGUUUACAGGUUUGUUAUCGAACCACUUCAUGAGUAUUAUUUUGCCGUCGUCCCGCACAAGGUGAUCAUAGCUUCCUCUCUCUUUCUUUUUCAGUUCGUUGUCAGGUAGAAGACUAGCACUUUUAGGAAUUCUGUUAGCCAUUAUCGUUCCGGCUAAAGUAAUGCCAUGUGAGGAAAGAAAAUCUAUCAGGGGGAUCGAAGUGAAAUAUCUGUCUGUGAAUACUGAAACUCCUACAGGAAGAGUAUCUGCCAAUUUAAGGACCAUUCUCCCGCCAACAUCCAAUUGUUCUGGGACUGCUAAUAACGCCGGUUCCACCGAUGAGCCCUUACCUUCAUAGAUGUGAAAAUCAAGCGGGACUCCAGUCGGAGUUGCCAUUACGAAGUUUUUGAGGCCUAUUGGGUUAGGCUUACCACGCACAAAUUGUCUCAUGGUGACUUGGCCAGCAAAGGGUAUCAUCUGUUCGUCGAUGGACACCUUGCUAGUUCUUUCAUUUAUGCGACAUACUUUUUGUACUCUGUCAAGGAGAGGUCUUACCUCCCAGAAUCUAUCAAGCGAUUUGGCCUCUGGGGACACCCUAUUGUCAUCUACAACUUUUACACGAGAGCGUAACUUGAAAAAUCGAUUUCUUGUAAUGUUAUCCGACACUAUGGGUACCCUAGUGCUGUUAGCCCAAAACAUCCGCAAACGUGGUAGUGAAUAAAUUCCUAUUAGCAUGGUACAGCCAAAUAAUUUUCUAAUCUCGCUAGCAGUAGUAUCCAAUGAAUGUCCUGUUUCGCUUACUUCCCUCAUAUUUGUAAGUUCAGAAACACUUUCAAAGAAGUCAUCACUGAUAUAUUUUUGAAAAUAUUCAGAAGGUCUUCCAACUUGGCCGCUGUAAUUUAUAGAAUCCAUGUGGUUCGGCGGAACAAAGACUUUAUUGCGAAUCCACUUUUCGGAAUGUGAUGGAAUUAAACUCGCUAGGAGCAGGUCAUCUUCAGAAUCGAAACCAUCAUCGGGCUCUGGAUUGUCUUGGUCAUCAAAAGCUUGCUCGUCCAACAAAUCCUCCUCAAGGUUAUCACCAUCAAGGUCAUCUUCACUAAGAAGUUCUUCAUCUAUAUCAGAGUUAUUUAGAUCUAUAGCAUCAGCCAAUUCCUGAAGCUCUUUGUCAGUCAAAGGGCCUGAAACAAUACAAUUUCUAUAAAGUAAUCUUCAUCUAUCUUUUUCUUGUUUUUUUUUUAAAUUAUAUUGCUAGAGACCCAAAGUAUCACCUGCGAUACUUCUUCUAUUUCAUCUAGUCGGCACCUUUAGCGAGAACGUUCACCGCAAUAAAAUAGCAUACUUACAUUAAGGAACAUUAUAACAACUAUUUAAAACCAAAUAUAUUCAGUAAUGAAUUGUACUUACGUCUAUUUUCAUUAAAAGCCAUCCCCACGUGUUUUACACAACCACAUCAACAUGCGUUGACUGUGUAUCGCAUGUGAUACUCUUAGGACCGAACAAAUUCAUGCGGUCUAAGCGCGAGAUAAAAAAUAAUUUUCACGAGUAUAAUAUAUGAUAGCCCGUUUCUGAGGAGGUUAAACGUCAACAAUCAGCUUCUUAGCAACGUAAAAUGUUAUCAUUUGUCUUGCAAAGCCUACCUUUAUUUUAUCAAAGCGAAUAAACAGACCAUUCAACUUAAGUUGUCUAUCAUGUAUUUUGCUAUACACAAAUCAUUUUGCAAAUAAGACAAUUUCGCAAUGAAAACGCUUCAAAAAUGGAUUUUGUUAUCUCCAUAAUCAUUUAAAGAAAUCAAAAAUAUAUUUGAAAUAAAAUUUUAUCCUUCUAUUGCAUGAUUUAUUUGACAUGUCUUUUUAUCCUAAAAAAAUUAUUAUUGAUGAGUUAUGUCAUUGAGUGGUCAAAAAAAAAUAUGUCAACAUAUUUUAUUAUAAAGGAGGUACAAAAUAUUGUUCCGACUUGGGAACAUUAUGGGUAUGGAAGACAAUAAAAAGUUAUUUUAAUUUGUAUGAAACUCUACAAAACAAUUACUUUUUGCAUAAGAAGUUGGACUUUACAUUUUAGACAUAAAACUCGACUUUCCUUACAAUCUUGUUUUUGGCAUCUUUCACGGUGGUCCGUCUAUUGAUUCCAGUGCUGAACAUUAUCAUACCUGACCUCAGUGCUGUACAAAACUGUUUCAUAAACAACUUUGUAUAAAAAGACAUUAUACAAAAAAAAAACGUGUACAUCAUCAUCCUUGUACAUCAGUAUGGGAAGUGGAACUUACCAACUUCUCUUCAGAAGCUUGGCUGCUGGAGGCAAUGGUUGGAAGCAAAUGAACUAAUGGAGAAUCAUCGUCGCUAUCAUCUUAAUCUGGGUGCCCAGCUUGGAUUUUUCUCCCAUCUUCGAUAUCAUCCUCCAAUAUGGAAUCUUCACUGUCAGAUGGAAUGUCUCUAAUAUCGGUAUUGUUUUUACCAUUAAAGGCUUUGGGUUUCACUGGGCCGAGUUUUUCCAUGUCCACAUCCAUGAUGAGCAUAUAUUAAGACAAAUAUUUGGAUAUAUGUAGUAAUGGACAAAAGUAUAUAGACAAAUUAAUAUUGUGCUGUAUUUCUUUUUUAACUUGUUUUAUUAUUACACCAGCCUGUAUACAUAAUUCGUUAUAGCAUAAUACUCACUGAUACAUAAAUAAAUUCAUUAGACUCCCUUCAAUAUAAAAUAAAUUGAAAAAACUGGAACUAUGAAGGACAAAAAUAUAUAGACAAAGCAAAACAAUUAUAGAAAAAAGAAGCAAAGUUCAUUGAAUCAUAGAAAACCAACCAUGUUUGUGUUAAUAUUUUAUAGCAUAACCAUUAUAUUAUCAAUCACCGCCUGGCACCGUCUCGGCAUAGAUUGUAGUACUUUCUUGAUAUAAUGAUCAUCUAUCUGUCUCCACUUUUGCUCUAAAGCGGCAAAAGGUUCAUCCUUGUUUGAAUAAUUUUUAUCUCGUAUUUGCUUAUCUAAGUGUUCCCAUAGAUUUUCAAUGGGGUUUAUAUCGGGAGACUGUGAAGGCCAUUCGAGAACUGGUAUUUUUUCAUCCAGAAAGAAUUGCUUUGCGAGAUUUGAAGUGUGCUUCGGGUCAUUAUCUUGCUGGAAGAUUGAUCUUAAGGGCAUAUUGUCUUCCAUAUAGGGUAAAAUGACAUGCUUUAGUAUGUCUGUGUAUACAAACUUAUCCAUAAUGCCAUCUAUUCUAUGUAAAGGUCCCUUCCCAAACCACGAAAAGCACCCCCAAACCAUAACAGACAUGUUUGACAGGGGGCAAAGUGGACUUGGGGUUCAAUCUUUGUCCACUAGGACGUCUAACGUAAUGAACACCAUCUGAUCCAAACAUAUUGAACUUGGAUUCGUCACUGAAACAUACCAUCUUCCAGUCACAGAUGCUACAAUCAAGAUGCAACCGUGCAAAUUGUAAUCGGUCCUUAAGGUUUUUCCUCGAGAUUAGCGGCUUCUUACUCGGGCGACGCGCAAAUAACUUCAGAUCAUUUAAUCUUCUACUUAUAGUUUUCGUAGAAACACUGAUAAUUCCUUUUGUCUCGAUUUAGGUUUUUAUUUGUCGUGGGGUUUUAAACGGAUUUCUGGACGAUAUUACUUUUAUUAAUCUAACUGAUAGUAUUUAGUUUUCUAGGCCGGCCACUUCUGUUAGAGGCUUCCAAGAUACCUUUUUGUUUAUAUUUGUUCAAUAUUGCCCAAACUGCUUUACGCUUCAGCUUAACAUUUUUGGAAAUGUCGACUUGACGUUGACCAUCUUUGUAUAAAUCAAUGAUCUUAGUUUUCACAUCAAAAGAAAUUUCUGGACCACGCGGCAUGGUCUUAAAAUCACUCAACUUAUUCCACAAUACUUAAUGGACACAAACUAGUCCUCUUCUGACACGAAGCUUUACUUAACUAAUGUUGAAAAGAAUUUGUCUACAUAUUUUUGUCCCUCAUAAAAAAGUGCUAAUAUUUAGACUUGUAUUGUGUUCGUUGCAGAUAAUGUAAAAACAAGGAAUUUAGUUUUUCUACUAAUAACGCAUUUGUUUAUGGAGCAAUGAAGUAUGAAUUCGUUUUCUAAGGUAUUUAGGUAAAUAUUCAUAUUUGUCUAUACUGUCCAUUACUCUAUAUAUAUAUAUAUAUUGGAAAAUUCAAUACACUAUUUACAAAAACUUAGAAUAUAUAGUAUAAACUAAAAAGAACAUCAAUGCAUAUUGUUCCCAAUCGGGAACAUAUGUCCAUCCAAAGCUAACCUAUAUUUUCAGAAUAUUAUUAUGUGCAUAAUGGCCCCACUCAGGAACACUAAUAUCUACAGAAAAAGUAAUUACAUGCACAAAAAUAAACCAUCCUACGUAUCAAACACAUAAUGAAUCGAAAACACAUCGAGAAGCAUCAGCUGAUUAUAAGAUCACGAUGUCGGAUAUUCUUACCUCGACGUUGUAGAUGUGGUGCCAUCUAUACAGAAACGUAUGAACAUCGUUAAACAACGUUCCCGAUCGAUGCAUACAAAUUUGGUAAAUGCUUAGGGAAAAAUAUAGGAAGUCACAGAAUGUACUGUUCCCGUUUGGGAACAAUAUGAAAUAGAGGGUUAAUUAGCCCUCAAAUAAAUUCACAAAUAUCAUGUUUUUUGGCGUUGGGCCAACAUCACUGAGACAGGGCUCGUAGACCUUAUUUCACGAGUAUCCAUCACGCUUUGAGGCUGUCACGGACUUGUCAUACUUUUUUUCCGGUAAAACAUUCUAUAUCCAAAAUUUCUCAGAAAUGAUAGGCAAGACACAAACACGAGAAAUAGCUCUCCUGUAAAUUUUGUAUUUUAUGACUUAGAAUACUUCUACAUUCAAGCGACGAAGUACAGAUGUAGAAAAGUUUAUUAGAAAAUUAUUAUAGUACAUCUGGGAUUUAUUAAUUACAUGGUAUGUCAAUAGAACAGGUUGAUUAGUAUUUUCCAGAAGCUGUAAAUUUACCUGUAAAAUAAUAUAGAUACGUCUUUCUGAUUUACUGUCCGUCAUCAGUGUAAUAUAAUUCAUCAAAAGCACAUAACAAAUCACAUCAGAACUAAUACAUUCACCCAAAAUUACGAAAAGACGCACCACUAUGCCAUAUUAUUGUGAUACAUUAAAUGAUGAUGGCAUAGCAUCAAUUUGCUGACUGGUAUAUCCUUAUGAAUAUCUUCAUCUCUUUGAAAAAAUUAUAAACUGCGUUUGCGUUUCCUUGGGAUUUUUGCAGAGUUCUCAACAAUUGGGCCCAUGCAUGUAUUCAUGAACACUGCUUUGUCCCAGUUGUGCAUAUUUCAUGACUUCCUGCAAUACUUACUUACAUUUUUAUUUUAUUACUUGUUAGAAUUACCUUAGUAAUGUUCAGACUUAUUUGAGGGAAUCGAACCUCUAUCAACUCGGUCAUAUCCAUCUGCCACACAUUCUGAACUUCAUGUUUGGCUGUUUCAUUGCUCUUUAAGAUCAUAUGGUGUUUCGAGUUCUAAAAAGUAGAUAUAAUUAAUAUAGUCAAAAACUGUUUAUAUAUUCCUACCUGACAUGAAAUGUAGUCAUGGUCUUUAGCAGCCAUAGUGCUUGUAGCGUUUCUUUCGUAUGCUAAGAAACUUUUUUAAAUAAAGGAGUGGUAAGCAAGUAAAAAAUGAAUCUGUAGCGGACAGAGAACCAUAACAAAAUACGGAUCCGUCUAGCUGGAGUUCACCGAUCCGUCGGAAUUAAUUGCUUCCUGUGUUGAUAUGGAGAAUUUUAAAAUAUUACUAAAUAACUAGCUGUCAUUGUUCCAUGAUGGAUACUCGUGAAAUAUGGUGUAUAUAACAAACAAAUAGUUUGUACAAAGCACCUCAAAAAAUGACAUGACCUGCCAAAGUCUUAAAAUUGUGCGUAGUGAUUAAAAGUGUGGGAGUCAAAAUUAGAUUACAAAAGAACUCUACUCUUUUGGAACUUCAACUUUUCCUAUAAAAGGUUUGUUUCCUUUCGGAUGAUAUGCUACACAUCUUGUAGUCUGGUAGCGAAAAGGAAGAGAGCAGCAAAACACAUCGCAUACCACUGCUGGCGCAGCGUGCCUUUAAAUUGACACGGUCACUGCACGUAUCCCGCCGUAUUGAAAGAUGUACGGUGAUUUGCUGCUCUCUUCCUUUUGGAUACCAGAGUAUAGAAUUAAUGCAUGUUUCCAGCAAUAUAACCUAAGAUAAUUUUCGAUGUGGAUGUCGCUAGUUAAGUCCACCCAGUAUGGAUGUAAAUUCAGGCAUUUCACCCUCGUUUCGACUUCAACUAUAGAAAUUGUUGCAUAUUAUACUUUUAACAAAGAAGUACCAGCAGAAGUAUUUUGAACCAACAUUAGACAUAUGUCAUUUUUCCAAAUUAAGAGUCCCUUCCGUCGAUUUCCAUAAGUAGUUGCUCACUAACAUUUAAAAAAAUGUUAUUGUGUGGAUUGUAUCAGAACAGUUUCAGAGCUAGCCAAAUUAAAAUAAAAACCGAAUAGACGAAAUAUAUAUAGAUAGACAAAUGAGAUGGUGGUUUGGUGCUUGAAGAUUGUUUUUUGUUUCAUUUAUUGCACAGAAGAUACAGAAUUUAAACAUAUUCCUGAUUUAAAUAAAUCAAACACUUGUAAAUAAUAUAUAUUAGUUAUUGAAUCUUAGGUUGUUGUAUAUAAUUUUAUUGAUUUAGCCAUUGACUAAGAGUAUUGUAAUUUUUCUUCUUCGGAAAUAAAAUAAACUAUGAGGUAUUUACUAUCAUGAAAUUACUUGAUCACCUGAUUUCUCAAGUAUUUCUACAGUCUAUGAUUCGUAUUGCAAAUAAAUGAAUCUUAUUCAUUGCGUCUAACACACAUUCAGCGUACUCCGUUGCACGCAUGUUGUUACCUCCGCGUAGCAGACAGUCUGCGCUACCCAGUGCACUCAAACUGGCUAUGCGCUGUCGGCUCAUGUCUGGCCAGCCCCCGGUUUCAGGUCAUAUUCGGACAAGCGAUAUCUGACCGGUUUAAUCGCGGAUAUCCAGAGAUGAACCGAUGUACUCUAGCAGCGUGUGGCUGAGCGGGUCUGAGUGCUCUCGGUGGCGCAGACCGUCUGUUACGCGGAUUGGGUGAUUUUUGUCAGAUUUGUGAGGCUUUUUAUUUACUGACUCUUCACUGCACCACAAAAAACAUUCAACAAUGCAUUUAGCAUAUUACCACUAAUUGCAUUCGAAGCGAGUAAUUAAGCUUUGUCCCUAGGUGGGCAAAAGUAUGGCCUCGUAUUUUUUUAACACUACAAAAAGCAUCCAUUGUCAAUAUUUGAUCCAUCAUUGUAAAUCCUUAGAUGUCUAUUUUUCUUCUAAAUCGCCACUCCGAUCGUGGCAUUUUUUGUGAAUGCUGACAUUUUUUGUGUUUCUUGUCUUACCAGCUAGCCACCAAGUCCUUGAGAAAACUCUGAUCGACCGUUACGGGACUGAAUCGCUUUCCACUCAAAUGUGCUUUUUCAGCUUAGAGUUCAGGUCAUAGUAGGUACUGUGAAACAUUAAAUAAAUAUUCAGAUGCUCAAUUCAGUACUAAACGAGAUGUAUGUUAAGCAAGUGCAUAAACAUUAUCCAUGACAACGCACGGCCACAUGUCAAUCACCUAUCAAUCAGCCGCCCUUUUGCAACAGUUUGGAUAGGAUUUAAUCACACUCAUCCUAUAUUACUGCGGAUUUGUCACCCAGUGAUUAUAUGCUGUUCUCGUAUGUUGAAAGAAAAUUUGACAAGACGGUUCCUUUUUGAGAACGAAAUGCUCUCAAGGACCUCGCAGUAAACUGGCAUGACACGACCAUACAGAAAGUCCCAGAGCGUCCACAAAAAUGCAUCGACCGCAAUUUAUAAAAUAGACCAAUGGCUGAACUUUCUAAUUAUGUAUCAAACAUUGGAAAUCGACAGUUUUUGUACUUUUACAAGAAUAUGAGACUUUACUUUUUGGUUUAUUUCACUACAAGUUUUACCACUCGCCAAACUGCCUUAUGCCUAGCACUACAAAAACGGGUACCACCACUGAAUUUAAUGAAAAAUAUCAAAUGUUAGACAUAUUUAUUUAAAACAAUCUCAGCUCCGUACUCCACGUCUAGACUGAAAGUUUGUUAGAAUAAUGGUUGACUUUCUGGCAGAGAUUUUCAUUUUUUUAUCUAUAACCCAUUUUCCUAUUUAGUAAGUUAUUCUAGAAACUUAGUAUGUAGUAGAAUACUACUACAUACUUACUUGAUAAUAUAUGUGUACGGAAGGCGUGUGCCAAAAAUUCUGUAAGUAUUAGACAGAGUAUCUGGGAGAAAAUUUCACGAAGUUAAAACAAAUAAAUACGAGACAUUUCAAGAAAAAUGAUUUUCAGAGUAUUAACGUAAACUUUGUUCUCAAAAUUUCCCCACCGAAAAACGUCUAUUUUGUGGAACAGCUCGGGAGUCACCCUUAUAAUGUGGUAAGUGUAAGCACCACUGCAUAGUUUUCAAAAAAUGGAUUUGUUUAUUAUUGGCUUAAUAAAUACUUUAAACCGAGAAAAACAUUUCAUACCUGAAAGUAAUUCUUUUGUAAUCGUGAGCUCUUAUCCAAGCGCGAAAUCUUAUUUUAAUUAAUUUUUAUUCUCAAACAUACUAACAAAUGCUAUUUUAAAGCAUUUAUGUUCGGGUAGAAUCAAUAGUAACAUGUGCUAUUGUAGAGUCAACGCGUGUACAGAGAGGAUUCAUUUUUACAUGGCUAAAAUAGAUUUGAAAGCUUUAAAAGUUUUUCUCGAAACACGUUUUGUAAAACGGCACUCAUCAUGACUCGGAUAAUUUUCAUUCUUUUGAUUUUUUCUUUUUUGUCCAAAGUAGCAUACUCAUGCUGCAGAGCACAUCAAAUUUUAUGUGACUCGCGAAAAUGGCUACAGUACAUUAUCUUAAAUGUUUGAUUAAUUUUUUUCUGUUACCUAUAUGAUAAAUAAUAUUUUAUUGCGUUUUCUUCCACAAAAAAGACAAAUCAUUAUUACCGUUACAGUGGUGUUACUAUCCCUUAAAACACAUCCGUGAACUUACGCAAAAUGUUGUCUAAGCUGAGGCAUAAAAUGAUUUGCAAAAAUGAAUCACCUAUGGUUGUGCCUUUCACUCAAACAAAAGGCCCAAUUGAUUAGUCUUGACAUUGGCAACCACAAGUUCCAAAUUUGAAACUGUUAACUCUUCCUGUGAAGUUUUCCAAAAGCAAAGUUUAUGUUUAUACUCCGAGUAAUAUAGCGGGCUUGAAAAAUAUACGUCGUGAAAUAUUUGAAAUUGAACCUGAUAUGCUUCAGCAUGUCUGUAGGUUUCGUGGGUGCGAGCAGUGGAAUGUGGGGUAUCGAGUUGAAGUUCUCUUUGAAAAAUCCCAAAUCUGGUUGCUUCAAUUUCGAUAAAAACGUCCUAAAAUGUGCUGUAAUUAUUCAUUUUACUGUGCAAUGAUUGAUUUGAAGGGUUUUCUUGAGAGACGUAUAGAACGUAAUAGAAGAAAGUCAAGAUUAAUUUCGUAAUCAAAAAAAGUUUGCUAUAAUAAAAAUAUGUAUUAUAUUUAUUUUGGCAAGUAUAGUAUAUAUAAAUCGUUAGGUCACAAAUAUUUCCCAGACGAUUCACCACGUUGUGUAAGUAUUCUUUAUCCUUCUACUGUCUAAAUAGACGUUUAGUCCGUCUUUUUGUUGCAUGUAGUAGGUUUCUAGAAUAACUGCUUCGAAAGUAUAAAUCAGUAGGAAUUAGCAGGGUAGACGUUUUCUGUAAGAGGCCCGAUAACUUUUUUGCUAUGCUACGUUUCAUUAGUGGCAAAUAUUUGAAUCUGUGUUAUGCCCAGUUAGGUCAAACACCUGCGCACGACGUUCAAAUUUGCUCGAUCCCAUUGCCCAACAGGCCAUAAAUGCCUGGGUGGGCAGCAUCUACCGGAUAUACGCGACGAUCGAGUGCUCAUGUUGUUUGUUUUGACGUGGUAUAAAUAAAAUUUGAACAGACAAUAGGCAGUGAUUAUAGACUAUAUACAUGGUGAUUAAAAAACGAUGCCGAUAUAUCUAUGUAUAUUAAAAGUAACGUAAGUUUGAAUAAACAUAAGUUCAAAAAUGACCCAUUACAAAGAUACGUUGAUUUCUACAAUUCUGGCUCUUUUAUGAUUAAUUAAGAUCAUAACAUAGUACCCUAGUCUACUUCAAACUUUUUAAUUUCAAAGAUUAGUGUGUAGAUGAAUUAUCUCAAAUAUUUGUCAAAUUUUUUCUCUAAAAAGAUGAUUAGACAAAAAAUCAUCAGGAGCUAAUUUAUUCAGAAUUAAGUACUUUAUCUAAAAUACAGUAAGAGUUUCACAAAAGUCAGUGACAGAACAUAUUUUUCGUUCCCCUUCUGUAGGGGUCAAAGUAUCUGAUUCUACGCCACUGGUGUAGUUGGAGCUUCAUUUUUUUAUUGAGAUUGCUUUUGUUGUUAGUACUGCAUGUUCAAAAUUUUGAUUCAGUAUAUUGUUGCCCUACGGAUUUCUUGAGUUUUCAAUUAUACCCUCAACUUGUAUUUCGAUGAGAGUGUAUUUUAGGAUCCAUGUUUAUAUUAACGUACUAUUUUUUGCCUAUUUUCUGCACUAGAAAUAUUGUCACUGGUUUCUGAAUCACCCUCUAAAAAUUUACUGCAUUUAGCAAAAAAGUCAUUAGGCCUAACUCAUGAAGUUUUUGUACAAUCUUAAAUAAUUAUAUUGUUACUUUAUGGACUGGCCUUCAGUGUGCCUUGUAAAUGUGGAUUUACAUGGUAAUUGGUAAAUUUGUUACAAUAUUUUUCAACGACUUUUAAUUUAAGAUGGUAGUAUGUUAACUUGAAUUGAUAUUUUAAAAAGCAAGUUAUAGUAAUUUAUUACGACCCGCUAUAACGAGAGA
Messenger RNA from Acanthoscelides obtectus, 17568 nucleotides. Lineage: Eukaryota; Metazoa; Arthropoda; Insecta; Coleoptera; Chrysomelidae. The record is from the annotation of a GenBank genome assembly.